CGUGUUGACGUCCUCCCACUUCCUUAGCUCCCUGAAAGAGGGGCAGUCGUCUCUAAUUUGACCACAAAUCCCAAGUUUCUUUGAACCUUCCGCAUUUUUAUCUCGAUAUUUAGGUUAAAUGUUAACAAAUGUUGACAGAAAUGAUCGGAUGGAUUUUGAAACCCGCACAAAUUGUGCUGUAAUUGCGUGUUUAGCCUCAUUCAUCGCAGGCAAAGCUAAAGCUAGCAGCGCGUCAGUGGAGAUAAUUUCCUCCUAAAUCAUCUGCUGAUCCGCAGUCAGUUGGUCCUCUGUUAACUCAGAGCUCAGUAAAACUAACAAUGGCCACUCGGCGUCUGACCGAUGCCUUCUUGUUAAUGCGGAACAAUGCCAUCCAAAACCGGCAGAUUUUGGCUGAGCAAGUGAGUACAAACGACCCCCGUCUGAGUACACGUAGCAAUGCUGCGGAGCUUGAUGAGUUGGCCGACGACCGAAUGGCUCUGGUCUCGGGGAUCAGUCUGGAUCCAGAAGCUGCUAUCGGCGUCACAAAGAAGCUGCCUCCCAAAUGGAUAGAAGGAGUUGAUGAGAUCCAGUAUGAAAUCACAAGGAUUCGGCAGAAGAUGAAGGACCUGGCGUUACUUCACGACAAGCACAUGAACCGUCCCACCCUGGAUGACAGCACAGAGGAGGAACACGCCAUCGAGAUCACGACUCAGGAGAUCACACAGAUGUUCCACCGAUGCCAGCGCGCCGUGACGGGCCUUCAGUCUCGCCGGGGCCACUGCACCGAGCAGGAGGAGAGGCUGUUGGUGAACGUGGUGUCGUCUCUAGCGCAGAGCCUGCAGGACCUGUCCACCAACUUCAGACACACGCAGUCCAGCUAUUUAAAACGUAUGAAGAAUCGGGAGGAGCGAUCGAAGCACUUUUUUGACUCUGGGCCUUUAAUGGAAGAGGAUGAAGAAUUAGCUCUGUACGACAAGGGUUUCACAGACGACCAGUUGAUGCUGGUGGAGCAGAACACUGUUUUAGUGGAGGAACGGGAACGGGAGAUCCGGCAAAUAGUGCAGUCCAUCUCGGAUCUGAAUGAGGUUUUCCGAGACCUGGCAGGAAUGGUGGUGGAGCAGGUACCAGAAGGGGAAGAGUAAAUUGCUUUUCGAUGG
Cyprinodon variegatus (sheepshead minnow) is the source of this 1136-nucleotide messenger RNA. It is a transcript of the gene stx16, whose product is annotated as syntaxin 16. Gene Ontology annotation, biological process: vesicle fusion; intracellular protein transport; vesicle-mediated transport. The transcript has 7 exons. Gene Ontology annotation, molecular function: SNARE binding; SNAP receptor activity. The record is from RefSeq and is a predicted model, not a curated record. Bases 318 to 1121 code for a protein of 267 amino acids. Gene Ontology annotation, cellular component: endomembrane system; SNARE complex; membrane. NCBI's taxonomy places the organism in Eukaryota, Metazoa, Chordata, Actinopteri, Cyprinodontiformes, Cyprinodontidae.